Molecule: messenger RNA, 213 nt
Organism: Linum trigynum
Lineage: Eukaryota; Viridiplantae; Streptophyta; Magnoliopsida; Malpighiales; Linaceae
Source: the annotation of a GenBank genome assembly
AUGACAGCUUGUGAUUCGCUGUUCCCGCCGGUGACGGUGGCUGGCUGGCACUCCGUGUUCCCACGUGUCCACCCGGCCACCCUUGGUCGUGAACUGACGGUGGAAGAAAAUGAAAACGAAAGAAACCGGUUUGGGCCUUUCAAGGAUAUAUUCCAGUCUCCACAAUUGAAAUUGGAUGGUCUUGCCGGCUGCCCAAGCAACAAGCCCAUUUAG